Molecule: messenger RNA, 3139 nt
Organism: Mustela lutreola (European mink)
Lineage: Eukaryota; Metazoa; Chordata; Mammalia; Carnivora; Mustelidae
Gene: TMPRSS2
Product: transmembrane serine protease 2
Exons: 14
Coding region: 199-1677 (492 amino acids)
Biological process (GO): protein autoprocessing
Cellular component (GO): membrane
Molecular function (GO): serine-type endopeptidase activity; protein binding
Source: RefSeq, a predicted model, not a curated record
CGCCUCCCGGGAUUUAAGCGAGCGCCCGGGAGCGUCGGGGACUCCGCGCCGGGCCGAGGAAGACGAGCGGGGGCGGGGGAGGCGGCGGCGGCGGAGGAGGAAGGGCAAGGGGCGGAGAGCGCCCGGCCCGGGAGCCCCGCGGGUCAUCUUGAACGUCCAGAAUCUUUGCCAUCACCCGAUGCUGCUGAUAACACCGGGAUGGCUUUGAACUCAGGAUCACCGCCGGGAGUUGGACCUUACUAUGAAAACCAUGGAUACCAGCCCGAAAGCCUGUAUCCGGCGCCGCCGGCCACGGUCCCCAGUGUCUACGUGGCGUAUCCAGCCGCGUACUACCCGCCCGCGGUGCCCCAGUACACCCCCAGGGUGCUGACCCAGGCUUCGACACCCGCCGUCCGCACGCAGCCCAAGUCCCCAUCGGGGACGGCGUGUACCGCAAAGGCCAAGAAGGCGCUGUGCAUCACCAUCUCCCUGGGGGCCGUCCUGGCGGGAGCCGCCGUGACUGCGGUUCUGCUCUGGAAGUUCAUGGAGAACAAAUGCUCCGUGUCCGGGAUAGAGUGCGGCUCGUCGGGAACCUGCAUCAGCCCCUCUCACUGGUGCGACGGGGUCCUGCACUGCCCCAGCGGGGAGGACGAGAACCGAUGCGUUCGCCUCUACGGCCCGAACUUCAUCCUCCAGGUGUACUCUGCCCAGAGGAAGUCCUGGCACCCCGUGUGUCAGGACGACUGGAGCGACAGCUACGGGAGGGCCGCCUGCCAGGACAUGGGCUACCGGAAUAGUUUUUAUUCUAGUCAAGGGAUCGUGGAUGACAGCGGAGCCUCCAGCUUUAUGAAGCUGAACACAAGUGCCGGCAAUACGGACCUGUACAAGAAGCUGUACCACAGUGACAUCUGCGCCUCGAAAACAGUGGUUUCUUUGCGUUGUAUAGAGUGCGGGGUCACGGGGAAGACGAUGCGCCAGAGCCGGAUCGUGGGCGGGAGCAGCGCGUCCCCGGGGGACUGGCCCUGGCAGGUCAGCCUGCACGUGCAGGGCACCCACGUCUGCGGGGGCUCCAUCAUCACCCCCGAGUGGAUCGUGACAGCCGCCCACUGUGUGGAGGAACCCCUGAACAACCCCCGGUACUGGACGGUCUUCGCGGGCGUGCUGAGACAGUCUUUCAUGUUCUACGGACACGGAUACCGAGUGGGGAAAGUGAUCUCCCAUCCCAGUUACGACUCCAAGACCAAGAACAAUGACAUCGCUCUAAUGAAGCUGCAGACGCCUCUGACGUUCAGCGACAAAGUGAAACCGGUGUGUCUGCCCAACCCCGGCAUGAUGCUGGAGCCGAACCAGUCCUGCUGGAUUUCCGGGUGGGGGGCCACCCACGAGAAAGGGAAGACCUCGGACGAGCUGAACGCGGUCAUGGUGCCGCUCAUCGAGCCCUGGCGGUGCAACAGCAAGUACGUCUACAACAGCCUGGUCACGCCGGCCAUGAUCUGCGCGGGCUACCUGCGGGGAGGCACCGACUCCUGCCAGGGUGACAGCGGAGGUCCCCUGGUCACUUUGAAGAGCCGCAUCUGGUGGCUGAUUGGGGACACGAGCUGGGGAUCGGGCUGCGCCAAAGCUAACAGGCCAGGCGUGUACGGAAACGUGACGGUGUUUACGGACUGGAUUUACCGACAAAUGAGGGCAAACAGCUAAUCCAUGUGCCCUGUGUCCUUGGCACUGUGUCCGUGAGAAAGUGAAGGGGCCGGUUCUUCAUUCUCUGGGCACCAUGUAUUUCUAGAAAUGAUUGGAAGGUCCUUUCAUUGUUAUUAAAUAGUGCCUUUGUCUGUCUUUGGCGCUCUCCACAGUUCUGCGCAGGCCACAGGCCCUUGCUCCCUGACCCCUCGUCUGAAAGGGGUGACAGGGCCCAGCGGGGUGUGGGCACCUAGGGCCAGUGCAGAACAGGGGGUGGGGGCCUGCCGUGUUGGGAUCUUCCUCCCGAACCCACUGCGGGGACCACUUCUGGAUGCACCUGGGGCUAGUGACUUCUCAGCUGCUGGGUGGCUGGCAAUAGACAGGGAGGAAUCUGGGGGGGACGGUCAGGGCAAGCUUCUGGGGUCACUGCCGGUUAGGGCUACCCCUGGCCAACCCACAGGGGUCUUUGCUGAUCAUUUUUUAGUGCCUUCUCAGCAGCCCCGGGUGGUGGCUGGAAACCAGGGGACCAGCCCUUCAUGGCUGAAGACAAGAUUGCUCCUGCUCGCGAGGGCAAGAGCGUGGACAGAGCCCUCAGAACAAGGAAAGCCAUUGCAGACACGCCACCUCUGAGCACGGCUGGGCUGGUGGUCACUGCGCAUGGGGUGGGGCGCCCCUGAGGGAGACCUAGCCUUGCUCUCCAACCCCCUCUUCCUUGGAGAAUGGGGUGCCCUGCCGACCCUCUGGAGCCUGCUAAUCACAUGCAAAUCGAGGUCACCCCAGGGGAAAUCAGGGAUGCAUGAUUGAAGAUACACUGUUGCAUGUCAAGUUUCUACGUGUUACUACCUCAGUGCUCGCGGAGUCUUGGCCCACGCCUCGGAAGUAGUUGCUGCGUUUGGCUCUUUGAAGUGAUCGUCCUUGCCAAGCGCAAGACAGUGGCCAACUUGAACUGCUCUGCAGAGCGUCCCGCACACAGGUGCUGAGCAGCAGUGCCUGGGCCAGCACCGCAGAAGAGGAAGGGGCGUUCCGGACUCCCCGAGGUCCCUGUCGCCCUUCAGGCUUCCCAGGGAGGGAAGGGCCAUGGUUUGCCGAGUGGGGGCUUCGGGGCUCCGGGGCUCUUGGCUGUGAAUACUGCUUUCCAAGGCUCUGCGUUCGCUCAGGCCUGCUGGUUUCCCAGAAAAGAAGGAAGGAUUCUACCGCUGGGGCUUCACCUUGAAGCGGAAGGUCGUGGGGCCCCGUUCCCGGGAUCUGCGUGCCUCCUGGGCGGCAGCAUCUCGGGGGCCUUCCCAACCCUUGGCACUCCGCCUGCUCCCCAAGUCAGAUGUUCCAAAAGCACUGUCCUGGUGAGAAUGUGUUCCUUCCUUAACCUCUUUUUCUGUGACCACUGUUUGUCUUCUUUGUAUCUUCUUUUGUAUCUUUUUUAAACUGUAAAUUCAGUUGUGAAAUAUUGUACAAAUAAAUUAUGCAUUUUUUUUUUUUUUUUUUU